This is a messenger RNA of Peniophora sp. CBMAI 1063, 1143 nucleotides long. Lineage: Eukaryota; Fungi; Basidiomycota; Agaricomycetes; Russulales; Peniophoraceae. The record is from the annotation of a GenBank genome assembly.
AUGCCUCCCACCCGCACGCAACGUGGCCAUGGCCGCCGGUCUUCCGGCCAGUUAUCGAUGACGGCGCUCGACGACGAAUAUCUGCCAUUCCGCUACUUUUCGGACUCGGACUCGGACAUCACCAGCUCGCCGUCUUCGCCUACCUUCUCAUCCUCAUCGGCGUCGUACAACUUCACGCUUCCCAUCACCGAUGAUGUCAGGAACAUCAUCUCGUGCUCGCCCGCCGCCAUGAAGUACUGCAGGUCGGAGGUCGUGCCCGCCUUUCCGCUCCGCAAGACGUCCUCGCACUCCGCCAAGCGCGACUCGAACCAUAUCCCUCGCCCGCCCAAUGCAUUCUUCCUCUUCCGCUCCCAUCACGCUGCCAACGACCCGCACGUCGAGAAGAAGAACAACAUCCUGAGCCAGCAGGCCGGUCGGAUCUGGCGCAGUCUCCCCUCGUACCAGAAGGAGCCCUUCGAGUACGCGGCAAAGAUCGUUCAUGAGCGCCACGCCAUCAAGUAUCCUGCGUACAAGUACACGCCCUCGACGGAGAGGAAGCAGAAGAAGGCGGCGUCCGGCUCCAAGGCCAAGAAGGGCUCGAAGAAGCGCCGUUCGAGCAAGCCUCUCGUCGCCGUGACCGCUUCUCCGUCUCCGACCCCUUCGCUCGACGCGCCCUUCUUCAAGCUCGAGAUGCCCACUCCGACGCUCGCCAUGCCUUCCCCCUCGCAGCUCUUCACGUUUGACGUCUCGCCGACUCAGAGCUCUGUCCCUGAGGCCGAGUUUGUUGUGCCCGAGUUCUCGUUCACGGCCACGAACCAGAUCUCUCCCAUGAUGCUCCCUGCGCCUCUCAUCGACGAUCUCACUCACAAGUUCUCCGCCUGCAAGGUCGUCGAGCCUCACGAGAUGGCCGCCGACGAGCGCUUCCUGAUCGCCCCCGACUACACCGGCGAGCUGCCUCCCGCCAUGUAUGACGCGCCCGCUAACAUGACUGAGUUCCUGGACACGUUCCCUCCGAUGCACGAGCCGACUAUCAACUACACUAACUACUCUUCUCCUGAGUCGACUCCGCCGCCCUUCGACCCUUCGGCUCCCGGCUGGGGAUACUCUUUCGAGUCAACCGCCGACGACCUAUUCAACCAGUUCAUCAACACCGAUGCUUUCUGA